This is a messenger RNA of Oncorhynchus kisutch (coho salmon), 7468 nucleotides long. RefSeq names its product adenylate cyclase type 3. The record is from RefSeq and is a predicted model, not a curated record. Bases 1470 to 4838 code for a protein of 1122 amino acids. Lineage: Eukaryota; Metazoa; Chordata; Actinopteri; Salmoniformes; Salmonidae. Gene Ontology annotation, biological process: cAMP biosynthetic process; adenylate cyclase-activating G protein-coupled receptor signaling pathway; intracellular signal transduction. The transcript is spliced from 21 exons. Gene Ontology annotation, molecular function: adenylate cyclase activity. Gene Ontology annotation, cellular component: plasma membrane.
CAGACAUUGUGCUGGUAUGGCUAGGAGGCGGGAAAACAUUAUGCGACCUUUAAUGGCAAUUAAUCCAUAAUAUGAAAUCAAGUGUCAUGUUAGUUCAUCCAGUCAUAAUGAAUAACGAUAUGCUAUUUACAUUUAGUUAUCCUAUUUGGAAUUGUGUGUCCUAAUUUCUGACUUUGUACAUGGGAGGCAAGGGGGGUGAUCUAAAGACUGGGACGGGCUUAUCAGGGGUGAAAGUGAAGAUCGAGGGCGAAAAAGCAGAGCUGUCCGUGUUUUCUGCAGAAGGCGAGAGUCCAUUGUAGUCUAUUACUCGUCGAGAGGGACAUGUUCAUGUUAUUCUUAUAACAAACACCCCAAACGCACUGUUUUGAUUACAAGUGGCAUCUAAUCCUUAAAAGAGCGAGCACCACCUAUAGGAGAUCGAAAGUGGCUUUUUCGUGGCUCUGUAAGCGGAUGCAACAAUAUGCGGAUGGUUUUUACAGCAUCUGGUACAAAAUCUCUGUUCACAUGCGGCAUUUUAAAAGGGAUAGAUAGACAGGAGAUGCCAAACGUCGAGUCACUGGAGAAUGAAAACCUACAUUGAAAGAUCACGUUCAUCUUUGGCCAUCACCACAUGUUAAAUGGAUACCGAAUGGAGCGCAACAUGUAGCCGAUUUCCUGUGUGCACUGUCAAAUCAGAAGUCCCGCAUAGUGCUCCGGGGUUAUUAUCAAUUGAGGACAGAGGCACAGUUUUCUCAAGCUAAAUAUUGGAAGGGAACGAAAGACAUUGCUCUCGGGAUCAGUCUGUCAACUGCAAAGAAGAAACGAAUCUAGGCCUCUUUUGCAAAACUUGCAAAGGCUGUCCAUAUUUCCCUGUAAUUUUCUUAUAAAUCCCUGUUUUUCCCAACGUGGAUUGCUAGUCAGGCGUUAUCUCAGGUGGAGGGGCCACAAUUCAUGAUCAAACAGCAUCCCAUAUUCUUCACUUCUUUUGAGUUUUCACCAUGGAAACCCCAUGUGAACAUUGGCGACGACCUUGAUGCAAUGAAUAUGGAGAGAAGGGUGGCAAUGUAAACAAAGUUUUGUAUUCGAAAAGAAACAAAGCUAUAUUAUCGCCCCCACUUUAUUCUUAGUGAAUUUUCCAUGGGCUCCUUUUGCCUUAGGCCUACAUUUAGAGAACAUUGGAUUGGUGAAUCAACUGACACUGUCAGAGGCGUGUAACUAACAAAUAUGUGAGCAAAGCUAUUCCAAAGUGCAGAUCCUGAUAAUCAAGACACUACGUGGGAUUUAAAGGACAUUCGUGACACCUCAGGGCAAAGGGUUCAGUUUACACGCAGGAGAAUAAAAGGAAACCCGAUGAGAGAGCACGAUGUAGGCCUACGUUUGAACCUUACAACAGUACCUUGAGGAGUUUUACACCUGCAGAACUACAAACAGAUUUCCACUUUUUUACGACGAGGUCACAGGAAGAAUACAAAACGUAGUCAUUAUUCACGAUGCCUCGCAACCGGGCCUUCUCAGAGCCGGAGUACUCAGCAGAGUAUUCGGCGGACUGCUCUGUGACCCUACCAUCGGACCCAGGCCAUGCCGUGGGGCGCUCACACGAGGUAACGGUUCGCAGCCAAGGGUGCUGCCUCUGCCUCCCACGCUUCAUGCGGCUCACCUUUGCACCCGAGUCUCUGGAGAACCUCUAUCAGACCUAUUUCCGGCGGCAGCGACACGAAACCCUACUGGUUCUGGUUGUGUUUGCUGCCCUGUUUGACAGCUACAUCAUUGUCAUGUGCGCUGUGGUCUACACAGGCGAAAAGCUGGCCUCUGUGGUGGUGGCAUCACUGGGCCUGGCAUCAGACAUCCUACUCUAUGUGUUGUGCCGCUACGGCCUGCUACCCGACCGCAUCUCGAGACGUGUGGUGCCCUACGCCCUGUGGGUGCUCAUAGCGGCCCAGAUCUUCUGCUACCUGGGCCUGAACUAUGCCCGCUUCCACCAGGCCAGUGACACAGUGGGCUGGCAGGCAUUCUUUAGCUUCUCCUUCUUCCUGACACUGCCCUUGCGGCUCACGCCCAUUGUGCUGAUCACAUCCGUGUCGUGCGGGGUCCACACCCUAGUGCUGGGGGUCACCAUUGCUCAGCAGCAGCAGGAGGAUAUCCAGGGGGCUGCCCUCGGGAGACAGCUGCUGGCCAACAUAGUGAUCUAUGUGUGUGCCAUCACUGUGGGCGUCAUGUCCUACUACAUGGCAGACCGGAAACACCGCAAGGCCUUCCUGGAAGCACGGCAGUCCCUGGAGGUCAAACUCAAUCUGGAGGAACAGAGCCAGCAACAGGAGCGUCUCUUGCUGUCCAUCCUGCCCAAGCAUAUAGCAGACGAGAUGUUACAGGACAUGAAGAAGAAAGAAGCCAGUCAGACUGGACAGAAGGAGAUGCAGCAGUUCAACACCAUGUACAUGUAUCGCCACGAAAACGUCAGUAUUUUGUUUGCAGACAUUGUGGGAUUCACUCAGCUGUCAUCAUCAUGCAGUGCCCAUGAGCUGGUCAAGCUCCUCAAUGAACUGUUUGCCCGCUUUGACAAGCUGGCUGCCAAAUACCACCAGUUGAGAAUAAAGAUCCUGGGAGACUGUUACUACUGCAUCUGUGGCCUGCCAGACUACAGAGAGGACCACGCUGCCUGCUCCAUCAUGAUGGGCCUGGCCAUGGUGGAGGCCAUUUCGUAUGUUCGUGAGAAGACCGGGACAGAUGUGGACAUGCGUGUGGGGGUACACACUGGCACUGUCCUGGGGGGCGUCCUGGGACAGAAGCGGUGGCAGUAUGACGUCUGGUCCACUGACGUCACCGUGGCCAAUAAGAUGGAGGCGGGGGGAAUACCGGGGCGUGUGCACAUCUCCCAAGCCACCAUGGAGUGUCUGCACGGGGAGUUUGAUAUGGAGCCGGGGAACGGGGGGGACCGCUGUGAGUACCUGAAGGAGAGGGGCAUCGACUCCUACCUGGUGGUGGUGCCCAAGGGGCCCCUGGGAAAGAACGGCAUCAACGGGGUGAAGUUGUCUGUGAUGUCAUCCAAUGGGAACUCUCCAUUGUUGAUCAACACCACUGAGUGUAAUGGGAGUCUCCACACAGCCUGCACCACACCAGACGAGCCAGAGGAGCUGGACACACGGGUGGUGAACCCUUCGUUCCCCAACCCUCGGCGGAGGCUAAGACUGCGGGACCUGGCCGAGAGGGUGAUUGAUGCGCAAGAGAACGAACAGGAGCUCAACAAACUGCUCAAUGAGGCACUGCUGGAGAGAGAGACCGUACAAGCUUUGAAGGGGAAACGCACCAACCGUCUGUCCCUGCGCUUUGUGGACCCUGAGCUGGAGACCCGCUACUCUGUAGAAAAGGAGAAGCAGAGCGGAGCUGCCUUCAGCUGUUCCUGUGUAGUGCUCUUGUUCACUGCAGCCAUGGAGGUCCUCAUAGACCCUCGGAUGAUAGCAAACUACGUGACCCUAGCUGUGGGAGAGGUCCUGCUGCUCGUCCUAACUGUCUGCUCUCUGGCGGCCAUCUUCCCUCGAGUUUUCCCUAAGAGGCUGGUGUCUUUCUCCACAUGGAUCGACCACACCCGCUGGGCACGGAACACAUGGGCCAUGGCAGCAAUCUUCAUCCUCACCAUGGCCGACAUUGUGGACAUGCUGAGCUGUCCCCGUCCCUCGGGAAACGCCACAAUUGCCCCUCCUUCCUCUGUUGUCCAAUCCGGGGCAGAGGGCUGCCUGGACAACCCCAAGUACUACAGCUACAUCGCUGUGCUGGCACUCAUGGCGACCACCAUGCUGGUGCAGGUCAGCCACAUGGUCAAGGUCACACUCAUGCUCCUCAUCACCAUAGCGACGGGCAUCGUCAACAUCUACAGCUGGAGGGACAUAUUUGACCGCUACGAUAUGGCCCGCUUCCAGGACUACAGGUCUUACCUGGUUCCCUCCAAAUAUGCCAUGACUGUGAUGAUCUUCAUCAUGAUGAUCAGUUUCUACUACUUUUCUCGACAUGUGGAGAAGCUAGCCCGUACUCUGUUCUUGUGGAAGAUUGAGGUCCAUGAGCAGAAGGAGAAGGUGUAUGAGAUGAGGCGCUGGAACGAGGCGCUGGUCACUAACAUGCUGCCAGAGCACGUAGCACGCCACUUCCUGGGCUCCAAGAAAAGGGACGAGGAGCUGUACAGCCAGUCAUAUGAUGAGAUUGGGGUGAUGUUCGCCUCCAUCCCCAACUUCUCGGACUUCUACACAGAGGAGAGCAUCAACAACGGGGGGAUUGAGUGCCUCAGGUUCCUAAACGAAAUCAUCUCCGAUUUUGACAGUCUCCUGGACGAGUCUCAGUUCCGCUGCAUCACCAAAAUCAAAACCAUUGGCAGCACCUACAUGGCAGCAUCAGGUGUCACUCCCAAUGUCAGCAACGGCUACGCCUGUCUGAAGAAAGAAGAGCUGACUGACAGAGAGCGCUGGCAGCAUUUGGCAGAUCUGGCUGACUUUGCUCUGGCCAUGAAGGUCACGCUCAUGAACAUCAACUACCAGUCCUUCAACAACUUUAUGCUACGCAUAGGUUUGAAUAAAGGGGGGGUGCUGGCAGGAGUGAUUGGCGCCCGGAAGCCUCACUAUGACAUCUGGGGCAACACUGUGAAUGUGGCCAGUCGCAUGGAGUCCACAGGGGUCAUGGGUAACAUCCAGGUGGUGGAAGAUUGCUACCACAUCUUGAAGGAGUACGGAUUCCGUUUUGUGAGGAGGGGACCCAUCUUUGUGAAGGGGAAAGGAGAGCUGCUUACCUACUUUCUGAAGGGUAGAGAAAAACAGGGAUCCUUCAUCAACGGCUCCUCGGUCACCCUGCCACACCAAGUGGUGGACAACUCCUGACCUGCGUGUCAACGCUCACAGAAACACAAACGCACACACAUAAUCAGAAAAAUACAUUCUAAUGUAUAAGUGAGAUCUGAAAUAAUGCUUAUACCAACACUCCAUCUUUCAGAAUUGCAAAGAAUAUAAGAGGAUAUGUACAUCUUGCAAAGAGAGAAGAUUUGUCCCGCCUCCCCCACCCUGCCUGUUCAAAUACUUUUUUUGCAAACUACAAAGCUUUUCAAAAUAAUGCUCAGAUACUUCCACUACAGACUUAUGAACACAUAUCACGCUACUGUAUAGUUACACAUAUUUACACACAUUCUUAGACAAACACUCUUCAGACACAGACCGUCUGACAAACACAUUAAUGAAUUCACUACAAUGCCAUCACUCAAGCCAGAUGCAGCCAGGCUGUUGGACUAAAUGCCUCAUUUUGAAUACUUUCCCCCUUUUACAAAAUACUUUAUAUUUGGAAAAUAAUGGAUUUCAUUGUGUUUAUUACAGUAUCUCCAAACUGCUUGGAGAUGAAGAUGACCUGAGAUAAGAUGGUAGAGUGUUUGAAAGUUAAUGCAGUGUGUGUGUGUGUGUGUGUGUGUGUGUGUGUGUGUGUGUGUGUGUGUGUGUGUGUGUGUGUGUGUGUGUGUGUGUGUGUGUGUGUGUGUGUGUGUGUGUGUGUGUGUGUGUGUGUGUGUGUGUGUGUGUGUGUGUGUGUGUAAGCCUGCAAAGUGUUCUUUCUCACUUUCUUUCCGAUCUGGAAUCAAGUAAUGUUGCCAUGCCCUCUUUCUGUUUGCCAUGAAUUUGGAACACAUGCCUUCUCUUCUCUUCCCCCCUGGGCUUACAUUGGCACCUUUCAUUUCUUUACGGCAUCUGAGGCUAUUCUGACAGUGGGUACAGAACCCAGGUGUGAGUCCUCAGGUGCGAAAUUGGAGACAGGUUGAAUGUUUUUGUGGGUUUUUUGGAGGCAUUGCAGGUUUGUGCAUGCAUGUUGUAAAGCAAGAGUGAUUCAUGGUAUUUUAGAGUUUGUGGUCACCAGGUCUUUGUGAGUAGCUGACACCUGUGGCCAUUAUGGGUAUUCCGGUGGGUAGAAAUGCAGUGCCCUGAAAAGGUAUUUGCCCCCUUUUCGGAUUUUCUCAAUUUUUACAUGUUUUUGAUACUGAACUAGCAGAUCUUCAACCAGAAUCUAAUAUUAGAUCAAGGGAACAUCAGUUUACAAAUAACAAACAAAUGUAUACUUAUUUUAUUUAUUUAAAUAACAACACCCAAUUCCCCUGUGUGAAAAAUGAAUUGCCCCUUUACACUCCUGGUUGUGCCACCAUUAGCUGCCAUGAUUGCAACCAAAUGCUUCCUGUAGUUGUUGAUCAGUCUCACAUCGCCGUGGAAGACUUUUGUCCCACUCUUGCAUGCAGAACUGCUUUAACUCAGUGACAUUUGUGGGUCUUCAAACAUGAACUGCUCCUUUCAAUUCCUGCCACAACAUCUCAAUUGGGAUUAGGUCUGGAUUUUGACUAGGCUAUUCCAAAACUUCAAUUUUGCUGCUUUUUAGCCAUUUUCAGGUAGACUUGACUGUUUUGGAUUAAAUUUGACUUAAAUUUGCCCCACAAAAACACCUGGAAGCACUUGGAUGACUUGCCGUAAUAGAAGGAAGGAACCAUAAAUGAUGCUCUGUAUCAAAUAAAAUGUUAUUGGUCACAUACACAUAUUUAGCAGAUGUUAUUGCGAGUGUAGCAAAAUACUUGCUGUAUCAGUGAAUUCUACAGGAGAAUGUCAGACUGUCUGUGAGCUGAAGCUGAAGCACAGCUGGGUCAUGCAGCAAGACAAUAAUCCAAAACACACAAUCAAUGGCUAAAAAGUAACACAGUUGAAGUUUUGGAAUGGCCUAGUCAAAAGUCCAUACCUAAUCCCAAUUAAGAUGUGGCAGGACUUUAAAUGAGCAGUUCAUGCUUGAAAACCUACAAAUGUCGCUGAGUUAAAGCAGUUCUGUAUGGAAGAGUGGGCCAAAAUUCCUCCACAGCGACAUGAGAGACUGAUCAACAACUCCAGGAAGCAUUUGGUUGGAGUCAUUGAAGCUAAAGGUGUCACAAGUAGUUAUUGAGUGUAAGGGGGAAUUACUUUUUCACACGGGCAUUUGGGUGUUGCAUAACUUUGUUUAUGAAAUAAGGAUGUAAUUGUUGUGUUAUUUGUUCACUCAGGUUCCCAUGAUCUAAUAUUAGGUUUUGGUUGAAGAUCUGAUUAAAUUCAGUAUGAAAAAUGUGUUAACGUACUUUUUGAAAGCACUGUAUGUUUGUUUGUUUGACUGUAUGUAAGGUGAACAGUAUUGCAGAUGCGGGUGAGUUUCUUUUGCUCGUAUUGUAUCCCCAUCAGUGUCUUUUCUCCAAAAUUGGAUGAAAGUGCAAUAGUUUAUUCUUCUACAACCCGCUGUCCUCGCUUGCCCCUUACACAAAUUAAAACAUUGCUGGCCCUUUAAUUAAUAUUUUUAUAACUAAGUUUCAUUCAUUCUGAGAUUAUAUUUAAAGUGAAGGGAUAAAGGACUAAUGAAUCUGAGUUGUACAUACAGUUUACUGUUCAUUAAAUUAAUUUAUUGCAGAUGUCAGGGACAGAUUUCCUUUUUUAAACCAAUGUAAAAGUGCCAAUGUUGAAGGAAUGGCUUU